Molecule: messenger RNA, 861 nt
Organism: Caenorhabditis bovis
Lineage: Eukaryota; Metazoa; Nematoda; Chromadorea; Rhabditida; Rhabditidae
Source: the annotation of a GenBank genome assembly
AUGAGCAGGGAAUAUAAGAGGACGAUUCUUAUCACCGGCGCUACCGAUGGAAUCGGACGACAAACCGCUUUGGAUCUUGCCGCACAUCCAGAUAACUUUGUGAUAAUUCAUGGAAGAACUGAGCAAAAAUGCAUUUUGACAAAAGAGACGAUUCAUAAAGAGAACGGCGAUUCGAGCAAUGUCGAUUAUGUUUCUGCCAAUUUUUGUUCCCUCAAAGAGGUUUCUGCAAUGGCGGAUGAAGUUAAACGACGAUUUCCACGACUUAAUGUUCUUUUGUGCAAUACAGGAGUGCUAAAUUCGAGAAGAUUAGAAACCAAAGAUGGAUUUGAAGCUACCUUUCAGAUUAAUUAUCUGAGCCACUUUCUAUUGUGCAGUUUGCUCAUUCCACUACUGUCUCGGAGUCAGUCAAACGUGAUCAUCGUGGGCAGUGUUCUUCAUACAUGGCCUUCGCUCGACUGGUCUGAUAUUAUGGCUGAAAAAGACUAUGAGAAAUAUUUGCAAUAUUCGAGAUCGAAACUCAUGUGUCAUUUGAUGGCAUUUGCACUGCACAGGAGAAUGAAUAUUGCACACAAAACAAUCAAUGUAAACGUAAUUGAACUGGGAAAAGAGAAGGAGCCGAAUAAUAAUGGAAAAUUGAGAACCACCUCUGCCCUCUCAUCAUCCAUGUCAACCCUUUCGAUAUGUCGUCAAGCUGGAAACUUAGCGCAACUAAUAGAAGGUCCGAUUCUUGAAAAAGUGUCAGGAAAAUACUUAGAUCCUAGUGGAAAACAGCUCAGAAGCGGUUCCGAUGCUACCGAUGAACGUCUUCAAGAGCGACUUUGGGCUUAUUCGCAAGACCUCUGCUCUUCAUUCCUUUCUUAA